AGCCAAUUUGAAAAUUUGCUUCCGUCGAGUUUCAUGAAGUACAAUGCUUCAGGUCGCUCGCGGUGAGAAGCAUACUGUGUCGUUGUACCUCGAGCGUAGCGGCUGAUCAUGGCGAUAGAGGUCCUGUCAUCCUUACAGGUGGACCUGCAGAGUCUCGUGGCAUCGACGUCCACAGCUCGAGAAUCCCAGCUCUCGGAAUUAUCAGCUUCGACGCCUUUCUUACCUCCUAUACCGCGGGAUGUGCUCAAAUCCCAACUCGAGCCAAUAUGGAAUAAGCUAGCUGUAUCGGAGGUCCUCCGAGAAGGUGAGGCUGAAGGCAGUCAGACCCCUGGACGACGAGGUGAUCUCCUCCGCAAUGUCAUGGAUAUCGUUGGGCGAGAGAUUAUCAUUUCACCUUUGGUCCAAGGCGAGGUAAUGGAUCCGGCCAUCAAUUCCGAGCCUAAAGAGCGAGCUCGAUUCUUGAAUGCACUGUCGGACCGGUUGGAUACCGUUCUUACAUUGUACGAACUCUGCUAUGCCGCCUUUCCAGACAUCCCAUCCCUGGAGCCCGGAGCGAUCUUCAUCCCCCUGCUCGAGGAACUUGUCGAGCUCAUAUCUGUCGAAUCAUGGCGUGAUUUAUGGCAAUACGUUGAAACUCGCUCUAAACGAUUUACUAACGAUAUGCCGGCUUCAAAGGGGAAAGCUUUACCUCUCUUGCGGACGAUCAAUGCGUUCUUACGCUUCCUCCCAAGAACGCCGGCGGAUCUGGUCUUUCGAGGGAGAGUACAUCAGUUUGCUAGCUCUGUCAUCAGCAUUGCGGACAAGAGCGCCAUCAAUAUGAGGGGAGAUUAUGGAGACGUGAAGACCACGUGGGAGGAGGUAGAAUCUGUCAAGGAGGAAGUCAAAGCGGACACGGGACAGGGUCCAGCUGAUGGUGAUGUGGACAUGGAAGCGGCGGCAGCGGUAGUCAAGGAAGGUGCGGACGUAGAGUCGAAGGCUGAACCGGACCCGUCAAACACAAAUCCCGAGCCAGACUUUUACUCUACACUUUGGUCACUCCAGCAAUACUUUGCAUCCCCUCCCUUACUUGCUGGUCCGAGUGCUCCCGCGAAGGAUGGCGAAUCGUCAAAGACCCCUUUCGACGAUUUCAAAGAUAAGUCAGAUUUUGUCUUGCCAAAGCUUUUCGAACAGACCGUCAAGGAGAAAGAAUUGAUGGGCAUCGAGAAGCUCGGAACGACGAUCAAGUCGGACAGCGUGAUUUCGCAAGAGGCUGGUCGGAAACGAAAGCGUGAACACGCUAAGGAGCAACAGGAUGAAAGUCAGUCGAAGAAAGGACGAUUCUUCCAUCCUCGAUAUCUGACUGGUCGGAAGUUGUUAGAGCACGAGCUCGCAGACAAUGCAUUCAGACGGCAGAUACUCGUUCAAUAUUUCAUCCUCUUUCAAUUCCUGCUCAAUCUCACUCCAGCAUCGGCGUCAAAACAAGCUUUCACCGGUGGAAUGCCCAAAGACUUUGUCAUCGAUGCAGAGAAAGAAACUUGGGUCAAGUCAAAAAUCGCUUCUAUCCGGGAAGAGCUACGUCGAAUGCCAGGAGACGGCGUAAGAUUUGAAGAAGUCGUCUUGUCCAUCAUAGCCAGAGAGAGGCACUAUGCACAAUGGAAGAACGAGAAUUGUCCGGAGAAGAUCUUCGAAGUCCCUCCAAUGUCGACUGAGACUGCGGUCGAAGCAGCGCAAGCUUGGAAAAAGAGACUUGAACCGCCCCAGAGGUAUCCGUUCCCAGUCGGCUCGAGAUCGCUUUCAAGGCUCUGGAACAAGGGCUUUACGAAUCUUGAUCAGCUCAAAGGUUGGAAACGGUGAGCGGUUUCCCAGACUUGCCCUGGAUUGGAUCAGACUCUCAUCUGCCGUGUCUUCAGCCAAACCACCAUCGAAAGCUUGUCAGAGGAGAUCAAAGCCAUCGAAGCAGAAGAAGAGGAUGACAGGGCAAUGGGUCGAGAAGCGGACCCUGAGGAAGCUGUUGAAGUUGCCAAUCUCAAGG
Kockovaella imperatae is the source of this 2011-nucleotide messenger RNA. Its product is annotated as THO complex subunit 1 transcription elongation factor-domain-containing protein. The transcript is spliced from 7 exons. The record is from RefSeq and is a predicted model, not a curated record. Gene Ontology annotation, biological process: regulation of DNA-templated transcription elongation; mRNA export from nucleus. Gene Ontology annotation, cellular component: THO complex part of transcription export complex. Bases 109 to 1833 code for a protein of 574 amino acids. NCBI's taxonomy places the organism in Eukaryota, Fungi, Basidiomycota, Tremellomycetes, Tremellales, Cuniculitremaceae.